Messenger RNA from Notolabrus celidotus (New Zealand spotty), 2476 nucleotides. Its product is annotated as sodium/hydrogen exchanger 2-like. The coding region runs from base 57 to 2183 and encodes 708 amino acids. The transcript has 14 exons. Lineage: Eukaryota; Metazoa; Chordata; Actinopteri; Labriformes; Labridae. The record is from RefSeq and is a predicted model, not a curated record. Gene Ontology annotation, cellular component: membrane. Gene Ontology annotation, biological process: proton transmembrane transport; sodium ion transport; regulation of pH. Gene Ontology annotation, molecular function: sodium:proton antiporter activity.
UGAACCAUCAGACUCAAAGGCAGCAGGCAUGUCCACCACACCACGGAGCCACUUGGAUGGCGGCUCUGUGGAUUCUCUCAUUCUGCCUGGUUUGGCCUGUGUGUUUGGCCCUGACCCCUGCUGCUGAGCAUCCUCAGCCCCACAACCUGCCCCCUGUGCUGGGCUUGAACAGCACUGAUGGCAGCCUCUCUGUGGAUUUGCCAAUGGCUCUGAGAGUUUUCAGUGUGGACUACCACCAUGUGCAGGCUCCCUUUGAGAUCGUGCUGUGGAUCAUGCUGGCCUCCCUGGCCAAGCUGGGCUUCCACUGGUCAGGUCGAGUCCCAGCUGUAGUCCCAGAGAGCUGUCUCCUCAUCAUGGUGGGCCUCCUGGUUGGAGGGGUGAUCUACGGUGUUCGCCACUCAGCUCCUCCGACUCUCAGUGCUGAUGCUUUCUUCCUCUUUCUGCUCCCGCCCAUUGUCUUGGAUGCAGGAUACUUCUUGCCAGGGAGGCUGUUCUUUGAGAAUCUAGGCACCAUCCUCUGGUAUGCAGUACUGGGGACCUUAUGGAACGUUCUGGGUAUUGGCCUGUCCCUGUACGGUGUUUGUCUCCUUGCCCAGAGCACUCUGGGUGACGUGUCUCUGCUCCACUGCCUGCUGUUUGGCUCUCUGAUCGCGGCCGUCGACCCUGUGGCCGUGCUCUCAGUCUUCCAGGAGAUGCAUGUAAACGAUCAGCUUCAUAUCCUGGUGUUUGGAGAGUCGCUGCUCAAUGAUGCUGUUACUGUGGUGCUCUACAAACAGUUUGAGUCCUUCCUUCGCCUGCCGUCAGUGUCGGGGCUGGAUGUGCUGCUAGGGGGCUGCAGGGUGGUUGUAGUGGGUCUUGGUGGCUUGUUUGUGGGCCUCUUCUUUGGUCUGUUGGCGGCCCUCACCUCACGGUUCACCUCCAGAGCCCAGGUCAUUGCCCCGCUCUUUGUCUUCCUCUAUUCCUACCUGUCCUACCUGACCUCAGAGAUGCUCCACCUCUCUGGGAUCAUGGCUAUUGUGACCUGUGCUGUGACCAUGAAGCAAUACGUGGAGGCUAACGUUUCCGAGCGUAGCAACACCAGCAUCCAGUACUUCUUGAAGAUGUGGAGCAGCGUGAGUGAAACCCUCAUCUUCAUAUUCCUGGGUGUAUCCACGAUACAGGACGUUCACAUGUGGAGCUGGCCCUUUGUCUGCUCCACUCUGCUGCUCUGCCUCGUCUGGAGGGCCACAGGUGUCCUCCUGCUGACUGCUGUCGUGAACAAGCUCAGAAGGAAUGCUGUGACCUUUCGAGACCAGUUCAUCAUUGCCUACGGAGGCCUGAGAGGGGCAAUCUGCUUCUCUCUUGUCUUCCUGAUAGAUGACUUCCCAAAGAAAAGGCUCUUCAUCACAACUACCAUUGUGGUCAUCCUCUUCACUGUCUUUGUACAGGGGAUGACCAUUAAGCCUCUCGUAGAGCUGCUGGAUGUGAAGAGGAAGAAGAGAGCUUUGCCUACUGUCAGCGAGGAGAUCCACAGCAGGCUCAUCGAUCACCUGCUGGCAGGAAUAGAGGACGUGGUUGGCUACUGGGGGCAGCACUACUGGAAAGACAAGUUUGAGCAGUUCAACAGGAAGUACCUGCGUCGUUUCCUUAUACGAGAGGAUCACCAGGCUCGCUCCAGCAUCCUCAGAGUUUACCAGGAGCUGGAGAGGAGGGAGCAACGGGGAGACGAGGAGGCGCCACCACUAGUGGACCCUCGCUCCCACAGCCGCCCACUCUUACCAGAGGAGAUGGACAGCAUCCGGCGUAUUCUCUCCAGGAACCUUCAAAGCUUCAACAACAAGCAGACACCAGCGUACAGCAGACACACUCUGAACCAGGACGGCAGCAGGGACAGAAUGAGGAAGCCUCUGCACAGACAUCAGAGUCUGGGAGAGAGAUACACCAGCACACAGGGGGAGGAUGGAGAGUUCAGUGGCGUAGGCAGAGUAAGAAAAGGACUCAGCAGGUCUCACACAGUGUGCUCCAUGAGCCCGAGGGUUGCCUUCCAGGAAUCAUCAGUUUCUGCAGCCUCAGCUCAGAUAACAGAUCUAAGUUCUUCCUCAGCUCCCGGAGAGGACCUGAUCUCUCCACAACACCAAGCACCUGAGGGUGGAGCCCCUAAGAAACACCUGAGCUUUGUUUUUGAGAACGAAAAGGAGCAAUGAGUAAAGAUUGUGAGAAAGACAGAAAGAGAGGAAAUGACUUUAAAGACUUCAGUGUGUUUGGUUAUUUUAGCGUUGGCUCCUACAGUGAUACCUCGUCUUUAUGUAGCCAUAGUUGUGGGUUUCAAGAGUGUUAGAUAAUAGGCCUCAGCAAUUUCAUGGAUAACCUCCAAUUAAAACUGUAAGGUGUACGAAAUAAUUCACCCUCUGGUUUUAUCAGCGUGAGUGGUUUCCUGCUGCAAUAAAGCUCCUUUUUUCUCACCUCUGAAACACCUUUGCUGGAGGUUUCAGAGCCA